UUGUUACAGAGAAACUAUUCAGGACCGGUGUCGAAUAUAGGGAUCGAGAAGAACGGCUUCAGCAGCAACUGCACGGUGCUUCCCUUUUUAGGAGAUAAUCCCGCUUCAUUAGCCGGCUUGAACCUUUCUGAAGAUGAUGUGGGUAUUUCACUUGGAACCAGUGAUACCGUCUUCUUCACCACGAACGAGUAUAAGCCAUGUGUGGAUGCACAUUUCUUCAGUCAUUUCUUAGGAAAGAAGGAUGAAUUCAUGGCGCUUGUUUGCUUUAAAAACGGCUCGCAUGACCGAGAACAGAUGUGCGUAAACGAACUUGGUCUAUACUUCGAUGAGGACGAAAUCGCUCCCAGAGUAAGGAAAGGCGACUUCAGGUACCAGAAGGAUGACGAUAGCUAUCACCUAGUCGAGGAAUUUGCACCGGAGACUGAAGCACGAGCGUUACUCGAAGGUCAAUCGCUAUUGAAGUUAAUGUACGCUAAAACUAUGGGAUGUACUACGGGAAAAGGCCGCCUUUUCCUCACAGGUGGUGCGUCAGCUAAUCCCGAUUUGCAGAGGAUUCUCUCUGAUGUCUUCGCCAUGGACACCUACAUAUUGAAUGUUCCAGAUUCUGCGGCUUUAGGUGGAGCUAUGCUCGCCAGAUAUGCCUACUACUCCCCGAACUCAUCAUAUAGCGACUACUACAAGAGUACGUGCGUUGCAAAAGUUGCCGAACCGAAUUUGGAGAAUUCCCAAGUUUACGAGCAGAUGCUGGAGGAUUUCUCUUCACUAUGCCGAUCCAUUCCAGUCAUGGACUAG
Molecule: messenger RNA, 792 nt
Organism: Cooperia oncophora
Lineage: Eukaryota; Metazoa; Nematoda; Chromadorea; Rhabditida; Trichostrongylidae
Source: the annotation of a GenBank genome assembly